AUGUCAGACAGCUCCAGUGCGACGCGCGGUGAUUUCGCGGCCAGGCUAUUGGCGCUUCGACCUCCGGCCACGGCUGGUGAAAAACCAGACCUGCUUUCCAGGCCUUGUGAUGCUCGCAGGAGCCCAGACAGGGUUGCGGAGUGUUUGUUGUUGCCUGGGAAACUGAGCGGCCCAAAGGCUGAAGCUUCAGAGUUGAUGGCGUUGGCUUUCGAUGGUGCAGUGCUUGAGCGUGAAAUGGCCAAAUCGCGGCUUCACGUCGAUCUGAUUUGUUGCUGCCCCCCUUUGCCCUGGAAGCCCGGCGACGCAACGUCUGAGAUCCAGCUUCACGGAUUCUGGAGGGUCAGUGUUGGCCCAGCCUGCCCCGUGAGAGCUUCAGCCGGCGCGGGCCCAGCCCGGUGUGCUCUGCGUCUCGGCCGUCGGCUGCAGGCUGAAAUGGUAGCCGUUGUGAAAACUAAGCCAAGCAGGUCCAAGAAUUGGGCCUUCAGGCGUGAGCUUAUCCAUAUCAUGGCCCCACACGUCUAG
This is a messenger RNA of Effrenium voratum, 522 nucleotides long. The record is from the annotation of a GenBank genome assembly. NCBI's taxonomy places the organism in Eukaryota, Dinophyceae, Suessiales, Symbiodiniaceae.